Messenger RNA from Sipha flava (yellow sugarcane aphid), 1561 nucleotides. RefSeq names its product tropomyosin-1, isoforms 9A/A/B-like. The transcript is spliced from 8 exons. Gene Ontology annotation, cellular component: actin filament. The coding region runs from base 507 to 1259 and encodes 250 amino acids. Gene Ontology annotation, biological process: actin filament organization; muscle contraction. Lineage: Eukaryota; Metazoa; Arthropoda; Insecta; Hemiptera; Aphididae. The record is from RefSeq and is a predicted model, not a curated record. Gene Ontology annotation, molecular function: actin filament binding.
UAUAUUGUAUUCGUCCGACGAACCGCCCGCCGUAUUGUUGCUAUAAUAUACUAUUAUACGAUUUUACCGUCGGCGAGUAUGUGCUCUGGCGUAUAAUACAACAGUUUGGUUAACCGGUCGGUCACAGCGAGUGCGAGUGUGAGGCUUCUGCAGUGCGUCCCGUAACCAAACGCCGCACGUAACCAACGUAACCGCCGUGCGUGUCAGCCGUCAUCGUGAUUCAUCGGCGCCGUUGCACAGUGUUCAGUUCGGUGUGUGUGCACGCGCUCAUUUACUGCUUUCAAAACCGGCUUCACUUCCGACCUACCGUUCGUUGGGUCACGUAUUCCAAAGCUUCAAAGCUCUUUUCCCGUUUUCACCGUGCGUUCGCCACCUCCGGUCCCGGUCCCACAGUUCGUGCCGUGCGGUCUCUCGUUUACUUUUGUUGCUCUUCGCUUUUCGGCCACUCCAGACACGCGUACGACGUCGCAUUACUGCCCGCACGCCGUCACAGCCGUUAAGUUAUCAUGACCACUAUACAACAGGGCUCGUUGUUAGACGUGUUGAAAAAAAAAAUGCGUCAGACCAAGGAGGAGAUGGAGAGGUAUAAGGAGGAAUGCGAGGAUUUCCAUAAGAAACUCCAGAUGGAGGUCAUGAGACGUGAGGAAGCUGAGAGUGAAGUUGCUGCUCUUAACAGACGUAUCCAAUUGCUCGAAGAAGACCUUGAAAGGUCUGAAGAGCGCUUGGCCACGGCCACUGCUAAGUUGGCCGAGGCAUCUCAAGCUGCUGAUGAGUCUGAACGGAUCCGAAAGGCAUUGGAGAACCGAACUAAUAUGGAAGAUGAUCGAGUAGCCAUUCUCGAAGCUCAAUUGGCACAAGCCAAACUCAUUGCUGAGGAGGCUGACAAAAAAUACGAAGAGGUCGGCCGUAAAUUGGUCAUGAUGGAACAAGACUUGGAAAGAGCAGAAGAAAGAGCUGAACACAGCGAUGCGAAAAUCGUGGAAUUGGAAGAAGAAUUACGUGUUGUUGGUAACAACUUGAAGUCUCUUGAAGUUUCUGAGGAAAAGGCAAAUCAACGUGAAGAAGAAUAUAAGAACCAAAUUAAGACCUUGACCAACCGUUUGAAGGAGGCUGAAGCUCGUGCUGAGUUUGCCGAAAGAUCGGUGCAGAAAUUGCAGAAGGAAGUCGAUAGGCUCGAAGACGAGUUGGUAAAUGAGAAAGAGAAAUACAAAUACAUUUGUGACGAUCUUGACCAAACGUUCUCUGAACUCGUUGACUAAAAUGUUUAACAACGAUGUUAAAAAUGACCAUUAUAUUAAUACCAAAUCAAUGAUUUUGAUUAUUUAUUAUUUGUUGUGUUUUGCAAUAUUUUACGAGCAUGUUGAUUUGUAUUCAAUCCAGAAUUAUUAUUUUUAUCCAAUUAUUUAAAUAGGUUUCAGAAAAUUGCAUCCAGUUUUUAUUUGUGUCUAUGUAAAUAAUGUUAAGCGAAUAUUGUUAUUUAAAACAACUGAUUUGGUUUUAUAUUGAAGCCAUACGAGAAUUAUAAACAUAAUAAUUACAAACACCCGUAUACACGAAUGCA